AUGAGUGAGAAGGCCAAAGACAGGGAUAUGUGUGGUCUGCAAAGUUCUCCACCCUGCCUGGGAGCAUUCCUGUAUAUCCUUAAUUGUUUUCUUUUGAUGCUGCUCCAGAAGGAGGCUCUUGGCUGUCCAGCAGCUUGCCAGCUCUGCACAGGGAGACAAGUUAGCUGUCGUAACUUAGGGCUUUCGAGCAUCCCACGGAACUUGCCAAAAACGACAAUUCUUGUGUACCUCAGUGGGAAUAAUAUAUCGCAUGUCACUCCAAAUGAGCUGAGAGGCCUUCAGAAGCUUGCAGCACUCUACAUGGAUAACUCUAGUAUUUCGUAUGUACACCCAAAAGCUUUUGUGGAACUCCCCAAACUCUGCUACUUGCAUCUAAAUAACAAUAAUAUCAAACGCCUGGAUCCAGGAAUCUUUGAAGGUCUUUCCAGUCUUCAUUGUUUAUAUCUUCAGAAUAAUCAAAUAGCUUUUGUUCCCAGAGGAUUAUUUAGUGAUCUCGUUUCUGUUAGAUAUUUAACACUUCAAAGAAAUCGUCUCAGUGUGCUUGGAAGUGGGACUUUCUUGGGAAUGAUGAAUCUCCAAACGCUUAACCUAGCCAAUAAUAAGAUUUCACGGAUAUCUGAUUCAGCAUUUCAUCAUCUUGAAAACCUUGCAUAUUUGUUCCUUGAAGGUAACAACUUAACAUUUGUGCCAUCGAAUGCUAUUGGAAGGCUCAAAAAUCUUGAAAGACUUUCUUUGUCUCACAAUCCUAUUGGAUCAGUACAUCCUUUUGCAUUUAAAGGACUUAACAAGCUUAGAUAUCUGUCUUUAAAAAACGUAAAGCUAAAAUGCAUUGCUGUAAAUGGAUUUUUUGGAUUAAGCAACCUUAGCCAGUUAAUCUUAAGUUAUAAUGAUUUAGAAAAUGUAAAUUCCAGCACUUUUACUUUAUUGAAAAAUUUAAUGUAUCUGCAGCUAGACAGAAAUAAAAUAACCAGUAUUGGUGAUGGUACCUUUGAAAAAAUGGGACAGUCGCUUAAAGUACUCAAUUUAGCAUUUAAUAAUAUUACAGAGUUGCAGCCUGAAGUGCUAAAGCCCUUAGUGUCUUUAACUCACCUCCAGGUAAAUUAUAAUCCUUGGAACUGCAGCUGCAAAAUGCUCAGAUUACUUAAUUGGCUUGCAUCAUCUCCUGUUUCUGUAAAAAUUCACUGCCAGAGUCCUCUGAAUAUGCGUGGUAGACCUUUGCAGUACAUUAAGUGGACUCAUUUUGCAAACUGCAGUAGCCCCACUGCCAGCCCAGAAGCAGCAGCCUGGAGUCUGGGCUCUGCGGGUGCCUCUCACAGCGCUACCACCCUGCUGAUGGCGUGGCAUAAAGGGAAUGGGCACAACACAUUUGUCAAUGCAGAAACUAAAUAUGCUGCUUCCUGGGAAGGAACCACAGCUGCAUCUGCUAACCCCUUGCCUUAUGAAGAGAAUGCCGCUGAAAUUCCAUCAUGGGCAACCACAGUGUUAUCGACAUUACCAGUGCAGAUACCAGCACAGAUUUCGCCUGUUAACAGAACUGUAGAGGAUGGUUCACUUCCAACAGAUGCUGCUUCUGUAUCAUUAAAAACAUCCCUGGUUUGUACGCAGCAGGUUGAAAAGCUGAAUCAGGCUUUUGACAUUUUACUAGCCUUUUUCAUUCUGGCUUGUGCUGUGAUCCUGUUCUUAAUCUGUAAAAUUAUUCAGUUUAGGCAGAAACUGAAGGUGCUGGAAAACUCUGGGGAAAAGAGAAUAGAAUAUUACGGGUUCUAUCAGCCUGGCAGAUACAAUAUAACUGACACAGUACAGUCUCUAACUCGAAAUUCAAUGGGACAUUCAGAACUGGACCAAAUUAGGCUGCUUAAGCGAACAGCAUCUGAAAAUCAGGCACAGGUCAUACUGUUUGAACAUUCAUCAUUGUAA
Messenger RNA from Apaloderma vittatum (bar-tailed trogon), 1917 nucleotides. It is a transcript of the gene LRRC70, whose product is annotated as leucine rich repeat containing 70. Gene Ontology annotation, molecular function: protein binding. NCBI's taxonomy places the organism in Eukaryota, Metazoa, Chordata, Aves, Trogoniformes, Trogonidae. The record is from RefSeq and is a predicted model, not a curated record. The transcript has a single exon. The coding region runs from base 1 to 1917 and encodes 638 amino acids.